Molecule: messenger RNA, 2379 nt
Organism: Diaporthe citri
Lineage: Eukaryota; Fungi; Ascomycota; Sordariomycetes; Diaporthales; Diaporthaceae
Exons: 3
Coding region: 1-2379 (792 amino acids)
Cellular component (GO): mitochondrion
Molecular function (GO): FAD binding; catalytic activity
Source: RefSeq, a predicted model, not a curated record
AUGGCGUCUCGGUCCCGCAUCACACGCGCCUUGACCAGAGCGGAGAAGGCCGGCAUAUCGGCCGUCCUGUCACGGCCGGGCCCUUCGACUUUCUCUGUCGCUGCUGCGCGCACCAUCACCACCACGGCUGCGAGGCACUUCGGGUCGUCCGCUAUCCGACACGGGAAAUUCACCACCGACUCGUAUCCUGAAAUCAAGCGGGACUCGAGGUUCUCACAACUCACCCCCGACCAUGUCACUCACUUCAAGGAGCUGCUGGGUGGUGAGGCCGCCGUCAUCGACGGCGUCACCGAUGAGGCAGCGGCUGAGGACCUGGAAUCCUUCAACUUGGAUUGGAUGCGCAAGUACCGAGGCCACUGUAGGCUAGUCCUGAAGCCUGCAUCGACCGAGGAGGUCAGCAAGGUCCUCAAGUAUUGUAACGACAACAUGCUGGCUGUCGUCCCUCAAGGUGGCAACACUGGCUUAGUUGGAGGUUCUGUUCCUGUCUUUGACGAGAUUGUCAUCAACAUGAGCCGGAUGAACCAAGUGCGCUCAUUCGACGAGGUCAGCGGUGUCCUGACGGCUGACGCCGGUGCCGUGCUCGAGGUUGUCGAUAACUACCUGGCGGAGAAGGGCUACAUUUUCCCUCUUGACCUGGCCGCAAAGGGGUCCUGCCAUAUUGGAGGCAAUGUUGCCACCAACGCCGGAGGUCUGCGGCUCCUUCGCUACGGCAGCUUGCACGGGAAUGUUCUAGGAGUCGAGGCCGUGCUCCCCAACGGCACUAUCGUGGAUGACCUUUUCAAGCUGAGGAAGAACAACACCGGAUACGACAUCAAGCAGCUAUUCAUCGGUGCGGAGGGUACAAUCGGCAUCAUCACCGGAAUCUCAAUUCACUGCCCACAACGGUCAAAGGCAGUCAACGUGGCCUUCUUUGGGCUAGACUCUUACGAAAAGGUUCAGCAAGCAUUCCGGGAAGCCAAAGGGCAGCUCUCCGAGAUUCUGUCAGCCUUUGAGCUCAUGGAUUCUCAGAGCCAGCAGCUUGUUAAAAAGGUCACCAAGAACAACUUCCCUCUGGAGAGUGAAUACCCAUUCUAUUGCCUCGUCGAGACCAGCGGCUCAAACGCGGAGCACGACAAUGAGAAGCUGGAAGCUUUCCUUGAGGACGUCAUGGGCAAGGAGAUCGUUUCAGACGGCGUGGUGGCGCAGGACGAGACCCAGCUCAAGUCACUCUGGGGCUGGCGAGAGCACAUAUCCGAGAGCUCAGGCGCCUUCGGUGGCGUUUACAAGUACGACGUCUCAAUACCCUUGAAGUCGUUAUACCAGCUGGUAGAGGAUACCAAGGAGAAAAUCCACGCCGCCGGCCUGAUCGGUGAUACCGAUGAGUACCCUGUCGUUGACGUCGUUGGUUACGGGCACAUGGGUGAUUCAAACCUACACCUCAACGUGUGUGUUCGGCGAUACGACAAGGAGGUCGAGAAGAUUUUGGAACCUUACGUUUUCGAAUGGAUCAAGAAACACGAGGGCAGCAUCAGUGCCGAGCAUGGUCUUGGUUUGGCGAAGAAGAAGUUCAUUGGCUACAGCCGCAGCGACAACAUGAUAGGCCUGAUGAAACAGAUCAAGGAUCUAUACGACCCGAACGGCAUCAUGAACCCGUACAAGACAAGCACAUUCUGUGCCGAACAAGACUGGCUCACACUUCCCUUCGAACUACACCCCAAGACCUCGUUCGACAGCCUCCUCGACACCUUGGCGCGAACGACAUGUCUCCUGCAGCAGCUCGACCAUAUAACAACUCUGGAGCCAACCCUGGCGCGCAGGUCGAUGGCCCAGGAUCUCCUCGGGAACUGCCUCGGCGCACGAAGCCAGCUCGAGCAGUGGUACAUGUCAGCCUUUGACCCUCGCCGUCGACGAUACUGGAUCUUGCAUGACCAGGGCGAACAGAUCCCCUUCCCUGAGCCCUUCGCCUUCCAGGACUCGCUGGCCUCGCUCUCGUUCACGUACUACUGGGCCGCGCAGGUUCUCCUCGCCCCCUGCCUGGAGACGGCCGUCCACAGCGUCUUCUCGCCCGCUGUCGACGCCUACCCCCACCAGGCCUUCCCCGACCUUCCGCCGCAGCUCGCCAUCGAUCCGGACACCUACGGCCACUUCAAGGUCACGGAGAUGGCGGUGAACGUCUGCCGGGGCCUGGACCACGCCCUGGCGGUCACUACGCAACCGGACGCCUUGGUAUUUCCUGUCAAGGUGGUCGAGACGUUCUACGCGGGUCUCGCCAACCAGACGGGGGACGGGACAUUGGAGCUUAUGUGGCUUGGGGCGUUCAGGGAACGGAUGGCGUCGAGGGCGCGGGACAUUGCUGGUGCCAUGAUGGAGAAGGACUGGGUGGACCUGGCUGAGUGGUGA